This is a messenger RNA of Colletes gigas, 5887 nucleotides long. Its product is annotated as polycomb group protein Psc-like. Gene Ontology annotation, cellular component: PRC1 complex. Gene Ontology annotation, biological process: negative regulation of transcription by RNA polymerase II. Gene Ontology annotation, molecular function: promoter-specific chromatin binding; metal ion binding. Lineage: Eukaryota; Metazoa; Arthropoda; Insecta; Hymenoptera; Colletidae. The coding region runs from base 1 to 2472 and encodes 823 amino acids. The transcript has 4 exons. The record is from RefSeq and is a predicted model, not a curated record.
AUGCUUCCUGUUUCAGAAUCGAAUAGCAACAUGGAGGCGACAGAGAUGGAGAAGCCGCUGGUUAAAGACUUGAACGAACAUAUCGUGUGCCCUCUAUGUAGGGGCUACCUCAUAGACGCAACGACACUCGUGGAAUGUCUGCAUUCUUUUUGCAGAGGUUGCAUAGUAAGACGACUGAGCAGCGGUGCCCGAGCGUGUCCCGUAUGCAACAUCGCGACGUCUCCGCCUCUUCUGCCGGACGUAAAGCUACAACAACUGGUGUAUUUGGUGGUACCGGGUCUCUUCCGGUCCGAGCUCGAACGAAGGCGUCACUUCCGGCUCGUGAACCCCCAAUGUCCGCCUUUGGUGCCGCCGUUGGGGGCACUCGACUUGACCUUGGACGAUUUCGUCAGCCUGAGCCUGUGCGAGCUCGAGGAGCCGGAAGAGGAGGCGCCUGGCCAGUCGCCGGGAAACGACGACGCUGACCAGACGACGAACGUGGAAACGAUUCGAGUGAGAAACACGCGAUACCUAAAAUGUCCGGCCGGUGUAACGGUUCGACACCUCCUGAGACUGCUGAUGCUGAAGAGGGGCUGGGAGGAAACGAAUUCUCACGGGGCGAACGUCAACGCCAUAGAGAUGCUCUGCGAAAAGUACAACGAGGAAUACGGUAGCAUGGAAACGAUAGUUCUGGACCAGUCUUGGACGCUGCUGGACCUUGCACGCAUAUUCGGCUGGAAAAGAGAAGAGCCAAUGAAGCUGUUUUACCGGAUGGCGCGAAAGACGGACGUCGUCCCCGUCCCUCGAGUGAGUUCUUACAACGACGAGACGACCAAGGAUGCCACGACUAUGGAAAACAUUCAAAGGCCGCCGACGCCGCCGCCGAGUCCCAAGCCUGUCCAGGAAUGCGAAGUCGAGGCUUGUAGGAUUUUAGAAAGUAGCACCGAGCCGCCUCGGUCUCUGGAGACGAAUCUGGAACGCGACAAAGAGCCGAAAGCGAAGAAACCCCGUUGCGAGGUGACGCCCGUCAUACGUACGCCCGAUCUGGUGUCGAUGCAGACCAACCACGCGCCAGAGGGCUCGAAGACCAAAGAGCUGGCCAGGCUGGAGCAUCGGAAACGCAGGAAACGACGGAACAAACGCGUGAUCGCCGAGAUCACGACCACGCCGCGCGAGGAUCUGUUGAAGUUGAAGGUGCGUCUGACGCCCUGUCCGCCGAGGAUCACGUCGAGCACGGGCAGCGGCCAGGCGAAGGAGAAGCUGAUACAGAUGAGGGCCGUUAGAAGGGAGAAGAUCAAAGGCACGGGGAUAGGUCAGCAACGAUCGUCGAGCUCGUUGGUUCGAGACGAGGGGGCAGGCGCGAAGGAAACCAUCGGGGAAACCGAGGAAACGAUAGAGGAGAUCAUAGACAGCAUACCGGACGAGGUGGUCAGAAUCGCACAAAACAUAACUACUCCGGGAGAGGAGGCGUCCGCCGAGCAGAGAGGCGCCACGUCGACGUGCAGGUCUGCGCCGAAGUCGAAGGAAGAGACGGAAUCGGAGGCCGUGAAGCCGUCGGAGGAAAUCGUCGGUGAACGGCCGAAGAAAGACGAGGAGAUCCUUCGACGAUUGGGUUUGGUGGCGGUGAACGAGGCGAACGACAAGACGAAGCAACGCGCGCAGAACAACAGCGAGAAGGUCGAGCACUUGAAUCGGGAGAAGCUCGAGAAGCAACUGCGCGAGAGCAAAGCGAAUCGAGUGAGGAGCUUGCUGGCGGAGAAACAAAUGCGCGACGCGCUCAAGAGCAUAAUGUCGAAAACAAAAGAGGAGCAACCCUCGUCCGUGCAGGUGAACGCCGUGCCGAAGAAGAAAGGCCCGCCGCCGCUGGCGCCCCUGCGAGUCGCGAAACCGUCGGGCUUCGCCGCGUCGAGCGCCAUUUUGGAACCGAACAAUUCCAAAUACGAGACCCCGUUGGACCUGAGCAGCGGCGGGACCGUGCACAACAACGUACUCGAUCUGUCGGCCAAUCUGUCCAUCGGUAACUUCUGCUCGUUGUCCUCCUCGUCAUCGCCCUCGUCUUCUACGCCUUCCCCUUGCUCCUCCUCGUCCUCGUCAGGCUCCUCGUCCUCUUCCGUGCCCUCGCUGAACCCCAGGACGCCGCGUUCGACGAUCGCGCCGGGUGGUUUGCUGCGCGGAAAAACGAAGAAUCCGGACCAGCAACCACGGGGUCAGGAAUCUAAUCUGGUCACGCUCUCCGACGCGGCAGUGUCCUUACUGAGCGGAUGCAUCACCGACAAGAACUCGGUGGACCCUUUGGUGCUGGGCUCGGCCAAUAUCGCCAGCAAAGUGGCGCUCCGGAUACCGCAACCGCACCAGAGAAUCUCCGGUUUCGGGAUGAAGAUCAAGCCGAACCUCGGCGUCAGGCACAUACCUAACCCGCAGGCGGUGGUCGCCUCGCAGUACAGGAAUCAAAGGGCCAGUUACUUCAACACAGCCUCUCAGCAACCGCCGUAAGAGGGAUCGUCGCGACCAACGAACGCUCCACUCUCCCGUUUCCUCCAUUUUUCCAUUACUUCCUAUUCAUUAUUAUACGUGUAAGAACGCUCCUAUAGAAACGAGAUUCCUAUGUGACCAACCCAAAGGCUGUACGUUACCAUAUAUUUUCUUCUCCCGCUUCCUACGACGCCGCGCCGCGUUCGAAUAGGGACUUUCGAGCGACGAGUUUCGCGUGGGUGCGAAGACGCACGGGGCACACAGCGCCGUGGUAGCGAAAACUAGAACGACGAGUCGGUAAGUGAAAGCGAAGGAAAUAUCGCGAUAUUUAAUACGGCGAGCGUAGAUACCUGAAACGAAUAUUCGUUUUUCGAUCGUUGGGAUACUUUGUCGUUCCCGCGCGUCUUCGUUCCACGAUGGGGAAAACGACGACGACGGGUGUUCGAUCCGUCGCGUCGAACUACGUAUGUUUGUAAUACAUGUGUGCGUGUCUAUUAAACAGAAAUCGUGUCCACGAUUUCGAGAGUUCGGCGAUUUUACGAACGGCUCUAUAUUUGCAAAUGGCGCAACGCCCGACAAAGAUAAAUUAAAGCGUAUAUAAUUGUACGGUUAGGGGUCGUAGAGAUGGUGUAGCGGGUGAAUGGUUAGGAACACGGUGGACGGAUGACUGAUGAAGCUUUUCUUGUCCCCCCUCCCCUCCCCCUCAACGUGUUGUAUCUCCUUCUUAGAAACAUAAAGGAAUAUGUACUUCAUAGAGAUGCCAAAGAACGUCAGAGAACGUGUGCAAUGUAUUAGUGCAAUUUAAUUAUCGUCUAUUACAAUAUAUAUAAUAUAUUAUAGCCGGUUUAACGCGGUGUAAGACUGUAAGGUUCAAUUCGUGGUAAAAAGAAAAAAAAAAAGAUGAAAAACAAAAGAGGUAGACACUAGUCGUGAGCGACGAAACGCGCGCGAAUUGCAUGAAUGUGAUUUCAGGCAGCCCCUUAGGAAAUUAUACAAAAUAUUGGCAGACGUGUUCGUAAAAGCCGUGGGGGGCGAUCUUUUAUAAUUCGAAGUUGUUGGAAAGUUGCGCGAAAACUUUCUAACCCGGUCUCGGUAAUCUGAUAUCGAGACGAGUAUCGUUGAAUUCAGGAGUCUGAGUUGUAUGUACGGUCGCCACGUACACGACGAGGUUUUUUAUUUUUUAAAAAUAUAAACUCAUAUCGCUGUUAUUGAUUUCCGAAUAAUAUAUUAUCGUGAAGUGCUUUUGGAAACAUUGAAUAAAAGAAGUAACCGAGCGCGAGCUCGUUGUUCGUGAUACGAUAUACAAUUUUUAACGCUGUAAUCUGGAGUAUUUCGCGAUCGUCGAAUCGCUUCCGUUUACACGGGGACAGUAAUAACGAGCAACUUGAUUUAAAAGAGACCCGAAACGUGUAUCAGGAGACUAUAUCUUACUCGAACGAUCAGAAUAAUUCAAUGUUUAUAUGACUGUACGAAUCGAGCGUACGCGUCGUAUGAAAGUCAAGGUGGGUAUGAGAAGAUUCAAUUAUAAUCGAAUAUUCGAUACGUACUUCGAGUCGAUGGAGUUUUUAAACGUACGCUUGAAAUGGAACUUGUCAACGAGAAACGAGAACGAAUGGGAACUACUCAGAACGUUGGUAUAUUAUAUAAUAAUAUUCGUGUAGGAAAGCAACGCAUCAAUUAAUAGACGUAUGUAUAGCUUGUACGAUUACGAUGUCCAACUAUUCUGUUCUAUUCGUGCAUACGCGAAACGUAAAACGUGCAAAGGAAGAAAUGGUAGAACGUAUCCGCUGUUCGUGACGUAACCAGAUGUUCGAAUUACUAACGAAAUUUACGUCAAUUAGUUUCGUGGCUGGCCGUCAUCGACAGUGCUGAAGCAAAGAGCCACGCGAUUUUGAUUAAGCUGAAAAUCAAAAAAAUGCCUGUUCUACGGGAAACGAAGAGGCCGUGACGUAGCCACCGCUCGUUAGAAUUUACGGCGAAUUAAAAGGGACCCAGAUUUUUACACGUUAUUUUUCUACGGCCUUUUUUAAACGAAAUCGCGACACGGAGGAACCACGUUACGUUCUGUCGUCACGAUCGAUCAUAAUUUAUCCAUUGAUCCGACCUGUUAUCAAAUACCCACGUUGAACAAAUACCAAACCGAUCUUCGAGCUCGAUGAUAAUGUAGCCACAAACGACUGUGAACAUUACUCGACCGUUUUAAUAUCCGACCUGUUCUAUGAACAGACAGAUGCCACGUAAUUGUACCGUAAGUUCUACGCAAAAUAUUAAUCUACUGUUCGAAGGAACGUUCGUGUACUUCGUUGUUAACGAGAGAAAACAAUAAGAAGCAACGGCACUUAAAUAAAUCGUUUUACAAAAUAGCGAUGGAAAAAGACUUCAACGCGCAAGGUGUGUCGGUACACGCGCGAAUAACGAGGGAUCAAGAAUUCUUUCUAUCGAAAAGGUAUUUUCCUGUUUCUUGAUUGUUGACGUCGUGAAAUUUUCAUCAGGCUUCCACUUCGAAGAAAAUUUUUUUAUCUCGGUAACGCGACCUCGAAUUUGAAUAACACGAAAGUAGUUUUUUAAACCGUUGUACUCGAAAAAAAAAAGAAAAGUGGACUCAUCGAAUGCGUAGAAUGCCAAAAUGCACGUGAUCAUGUUAUAAGCGCAGUCGUUGAAAUCGCGUCUUUGAUCGAUCAAGAGUUAUGCGAGUAUUCGAGAUUUUAAAGAGUUAUUGAGAUUUUACCAGAAAAAUUUCUGUUGUUUUCGAUCGAUCAUCGCGAGAGCCCGAUCACCCGACGUAGUUACGUUUAUUUUUGUUUGGAAAUUUUAAGAUUGUAAUGCAUAAUCGUAAAAUCGAUUGUACCGUCGAAAACGUUGUCGUAAUUAAACUAUUCCGACAUUAAAUCGCAACUACUUAUUAUAGUUACUACCGAUAUUAUUGUCGCCAUAAAUACUAUAUAUGUAAUUCAGUACAGUAUUUCCACAAUAAGCAAGCUGUGAAUGUAAUCGAAAUAAGAAUAUCAAUAAUCGUUAAGAAUACAAUUAUUAAUGUAUCCGAAACCUUCUUUAUUCCCAUAUGUUACGUUUAGUUGUUCGAACUAAUUAUAAAACGGUCCUAACAUUGCCACUUCACUCGUUAAAUCAAAAUCAACGCAAGAGAAAUCGAAAUUUAUCGUAGUCUAAAUCACAGCAUAAUCCAGACUAUAAAUGCGUAUUAUAUUACCGUAUAUCUAGUAUAAUAAUAUUGAUCGUUCGAGUAUUUAAUUGCAAAGAAAUUAUUGCAAGGUUCUGUUUUGUUCGGGGAUUACCCAACUGCGUUCUGUCGACGAAUACUAAUCGACAAUAUUUGUUAUUGCUAAUUAGCUAUAGCGUAUUCACUCCAAUAUUUUGUUAAAAAAUUGUUUUUGAAAAUCGUGUUGCAUCGUUGCUCGUCAAUAAAUCGUAAUGUAUG